Aspergillus caelatus is the source of this 4569-nucleotide messenger RNA. RefSeq names its product DEAD/DEAH box helicase. Lineage: Eukaryota; Fungi; Ascomycota; Eurotiomycetes; Eurotiales; Aspergillaceae. Gene Ontology annotation, cellular component: Ino80 complex. Bases 1 to 4569 code for a protein of 1522 amino acids. Gene Ontology annotation, molecular function: ATP binding; nucleic acid binding; RNA helicase activity. The transcript has 7 exons. The record is from RefSeq and is a predicted model, not a curated record.
AUGGCCGACAGCUUGAAGAUGGGAAGCCUUUCCCUCAACGAAUCUCAGCAUGCGCCUGCCCCGAACUCUUCCUCUGGCCGCGCUGCCUACAUCCCUCCCCACCUCCGCCAACGUCAAAUGGGUGCGAACAUGGACGGAGCCCCCGCCGCUGCCCCUCCUGCCCCUGGUCCCAGCGGCCCCGGCAACUCUUGGGGUUCGAGAGGCGGUCCUCGCGGUGGCAACUGGGCCAACGCUAACGCUCCUGAUUUCAGCCCUCGCGGUCCCAAUCCCAAUGGUAACACCAGCUGGACUCCCACUGAAGGUUCUCGCCGAUCAUUUAAUCCAGAUGCUUACGGAAACCCAGGUCAUGGAGGCUCUUAUGGCGGAGGCAGUGCCAGAGGCUCCGGAGAUGGCCAGUGGCGCGACGGCAAGCACAUCCCUGGUCCCGCCAACGCCCGCGUGGAGCGUGAACUUUUCGGCCUGCCCAACGAUCCCUCUAAGCAGAACACUGGUAUCAACUUUGCCAACUACGACGAUAUCCCCGUGGAAGCUUCCGGUCACAAUGUUCCCGAGCCCGUCAACGCAUUCACCAACCCUCCUUUGGAUGACCACCUAAUUGCGAACAUUAAGCUCGCUCACUAUCAGACCCCCACCCCAGUGCAAAAGUACUCCAUCCCUAUCGUGAUGAACGGCCGUGACCUGAUGGCUUGUGCCCAGACUGGUUCUGGAAAGACUGGUGGUUUCCUGUUCCCAAUCUUGUCUCAGGCCUUCCAGAACGGUCCUUCCCCGACUCCUGCCCCGGCAUCCGGCCAGUUCAGCUACGGCCGUCAGCGCAAGGCCUACCCGACGUCCCUUAUCUUGGCCCCGACUCGUGAACUAGUCUCUCAGAUCUUCGAUGAAGCUCGCAAAUUCGCCUACCGCUCCUGGGUUCGUCCCUGUGUCGUCUACGGUGGUGCCGAUAUUGGAUCUCAACUCCGUCAGAUUGAACGUGGUUGUGAUCUUCUGGUUGCCACUCCCGGUCGUCUCGUGGAUCUUAUUGAGCGUGGCCGCAUUUCUCUUGUCAACAUCAAGUACUUGAUCCUUGACGAAGCUGAUCGCAUGUUGGACAUGGGUUUCGAGCCUCAGAUCCGCCGCAUUGUGGAGGGUGAAGAUAUGCCUCAUGUUAAUGACCGUCAAACUCUGAUGUUUUCUGCCACCUUCCCUCGCGACAUUCAAAUGCUGGCUCGCGACUUCCUGAAGGACUAUGUUUUCCUUUCUGUUGGUCGUGUCGGCUCAACCUCUGAGAACAUCACCCAGAAAGUUGAAUACGUCGAAGAUCACGACAAGCGUUCGGUUCUCUUGGAUAUUCUCCACACUCAUGGCACUAGCGGUCUCACUCUCAUCUUCGUUGAGACCAAGCGCAUGGCCGACUCCCUGUCGGACUUCCUGCUCAACCAGCGCUUCCCUGCCACCGCCAUUCACGGUGACCGUACUCAGCGUGAACGUGAGCGUGCUCUGGAGAUGUUCCGUUCCGGCCGUUGCCCUAUUUUGGUUGCUACUGCUGUCGCUGCUCGUGGUCUUGAUAUCCCCAACGUUACUCACGUUAUCAACUACGAUCUGCCUACUGAUAUCGACGACUAUGUUCACCGUAUUGGUCGUACCGGUCGUGCGGGUAACACCGGUAUUGCCACCGCCUUCUUCAACCGUGGCAACCGCGGCGUCGUUCGCGAUCUGAUUGACCUUCUCAAGGAGGCUCACCAAGAGGUCCCGUCGUUCCUGGAGAGCAUUGCUCGUGAGGGCAGUGGAUACGGCGGUCGUGGCGGCCGUGGAGGUCGCGGCCGUGGAACCAACGCCACCCGUGAUAUGCGUCGUAUGGGCGGUAGUAUGGGCGGUCCUCCUUCCUUCGGUGGCAGCAGCUACGGCGGUCCCAGUGCUGGCUACGGUAGUAGCUAUGGUAGUGGUGCUCCCUCCUACGGCGGCGGCGGUAGCGGUGGUGGCGGCAGCUACGGCUACGGCGGUAGCGGCGGCGGCGGCUAUGGAAACCCCUCUGGCCCUACUGGACCUUCCUCCUGGUGCGCCCCUUUCCUUUUUCCUUACUUUUUAUACUUAUAUUUCUUUCCUGCCAUCUAUACUUCGCUUUCUCUUAACCGAAGUGCUAUACGCGCUUCCGGCUGCCGAUUUCUUCGCGGCUUCGAAAGCACCGCCGCAGACGACUCGUUCGUACACUCUGAACCUCAAGAUGAGCAGCAAACCCAUAACAUGACGGUUGGCACGCGACGCCAGGCCAACGGUACGAUCGGCUCCGUUUACUCAGGGAAUAAAAUAAGACAUCUCAAGAAGGAGGAUGGAAUUCCGUUAUGGCGCAAAGACAUCCAACAUCAGUUUCUCAAACUUGUCUUCGAAGACAAGACACCGGUCUUUACUCGUUGGCCAGACGGAGAGAAAGGCCUGGACUUUGCGGAUGUCUACAUCGAUGCUAUGGCAAAGAGUAGCAAAACAAGUAAGAUCCUGAAGGAUAAGCUUCAAAACGAUAAACAGGCAGCCAUCAGCAUGGCGAUGGUCUGUCUACUGGUGAACUUCGGACGCAUGAAUACCACACUCAACUUUUUCCCUGAAAUGCGUGCUCAACUGCGGACUUAUCACUCUAUCCCUUCCUUGCAAGCACACCAAGACCCCAAUGCCUACAAACAGCUACAAGAUGCCCCGCGUCUGAAGUCAAUCCUUAAGGGAGCAUCAGAAGAUGUUGAUCAGCCGAAUACGCUCGAUAAGAUUAGACGUCAGAGAAUUCCUCGGACAAACCCGGUCCAUCUUAUCUUCGUUAUGGCCCAGUACGCUCCCAAGGUAUCUGAAUUGCACUUCUUCCCUCCGCGCGACUUUUUCGAUCUAGUCAUGAGAUCUACGCUCAGCAGCAAGAGUCGUGCGAGGGCCUUCUUGUGGUUAAUGUGGUGGUAUUUGGAGAGUGACUUCUCGCCUGAGGCAGCCCUGAACAACCCAUUCGGCCCCGGCCUGGAUGGUGAAGGAACUGGGGGUCUGCCAAUCAAAGUACCAAACUUUGAGAGCCUCACUGAAGAACAGGCAAACGAGGAAAAUGUGGACACACAGUCCGAAAUCGAAUAUGGAGAAGCCAAACGCUUGGAGCGUAAACGUAUCUUGGAAGAAGAAGAGCCAAUCCCUAGGAUAACUAAACGCUCUAAGAAAGGCCUUCUGGAAACUGGAUAUGACGAUGACCAGGUUUCAGGCGAUCUUUCUGGCCGAGGGGAUGGCCUUGGAGGUCGUGGAUCUGCUAUGUCGACUCCAUUGCACCCCUCGUCCAAACGUUAUCCGGAUGACGAAGAUGACUAUCAAACACCGGGACAAUCUGCCCGUUCCCGAUAUAAGCGACCCAAGCGGGAUUCAUCUCUUAAUCGUUCUGUUGGUCAGCAGCGCCUCAUCCUGAAGACAAAAAUGGAGCAUACCCCUGACGCUUCUUCUCCGGCACCUCCAGGUUCUGGUCACCCGGUUCUUAAUAGGUUUGUUACAGAGCCUUCUUUGCCCCAACAGACCUCUUCCCGCCGUCCCCGCCCGCUUACCCAGCAUCAGCUGGCUGUGGAGCAAAACAGGCGGCAGCGUAUUGAAUACAUCCUCGCCAAACGGAAGAAUGAGGCUUACCGGCUGCUCCGCACGAAACGUGAAACCGAAAUCCCGUUCCACCGCUAUAAUCGUUUGCUGCAGAAUGUCCCAGAUAACUACGACACGGAAGAUGAGGAUAACUCGUGGGGCAAGGGGGGCUUAAUUCCCAACCCUGAAGAAGAGGAAGAUUACGGCGAGUGUGCCAGCUUCUACUUGUCCGUCAUUCGUAAAGCUUCAAGGCGACUAGACCGGUGGGACCAUGAAAAUGCGAAUGGCCCGAGGAGAGACCGAAAAAGGGAGAGAGAAGAGCGGCAAAAGGCGAGACAAAGCGGAUUUGGUCUUGACACGGACCUAACAGGGCGUGUGCCCACCUCUGCACGUAGCAGAGCUCGAGCUGCGCGUAAUGCCAAGCGCAAGCUCGCUGGUGCGACUACGGAUGCCUCUACGGCGGCGACUCCCAAAGCCAAGAGCACGUCGGCAUCUCGUUCUAAGAACAACCGGAGCCGUGCAAGCCGCCCCACUGGGGAUGCACUGGCAGCCCCUGAUGGUGGUGCUAAGGAUAGUCUCGAGGCGCCAUCUCAAGACCAGGAACUGUCAUCCAUGCCCGGGGAUAUGGACGGUGAAGCAGAAGAAGGCCUUGAUGACAUUGAUCGCGAACUUCUUGGCGAGGGAAGCGGUGAGGAGGAUGAGGGCGUUUCUCGAAGGCCCCUACCUUCUCGUCCUGUGGAGCCAGGCUACGAAGAUAGUUUCAUUGGCGACGGGGGGGAUGACGAUGCAGACGCGUUGUCUUCGGAUGAGAACGAUGAUGAAGCAGAUGAAGAUGAUCUUGAAGGGGAAGGGGACGUUGAUGUCGAAGGUGAUGGCGACGAAAACUCGUCCACAUUUGAAGGCGGCAAUGGAUAUGCCGCCAGUGAGGCUUCAUCAGUUGCCGGCGAUGUUGUUGAUAAAAGCUUGGAAAGGCUAACGGGAGAGAAAGACGGAGAAACCCUAGGUGAUCGUUGA